CCACUACGGAAAGAUGCCUUUGUUGCUGUCAAGAAUCGUCCGAUCGUGAUCGAGAUGAUGAUCGGACGGCUAUUACUGGUCAUCCUCACGUGAGGUACAUGCAGUGACAGAAAACCUUCUUGUAGGCACCAUUGCUAAUUUGCUAUAGCCAUUAUAUUUUUCUCUGGACAGAGAUCUAUUCUAGCCGCAUCAUGAAUUAGUUGUUAAAUCUCCAGCCGAUGAAUGUCCCAAUUAAGUUGAGCUGUCUUUACGAUGUCCAUCGUCACCUAAAUCGCACUUGUCAGAUAAGAUCCCAACCCUUAAUAAGCCCCCCACACCACUUGCUUAAUUGCUGCUCCGUGAAGCAAAUUAAACCCCACCUGCUAAUCAACCAGCUCACCGUGAGCCCAUGCAUGGCAUGGCUGAUGGCACCCCGGCCGCCAUCUCUCUUCCACCUCACUCCUCGGCCUCCUUAUAACCCGGCCCUCGCCUCCUCCAUUGCACUACGCACCAAGAACUGAACCGGCGGCACAAGCUAGCUAGCUAGGUAGCAACAAUGCAGAUGCUGCUAAUACCCAUGGCGCCGCAAGUCGCAGCCUUCGCCGUUGCCGCCCUCCUCCUGUCCGCCGCACCGUUGGCGCACGGCCAGGCUGCGUCAGCGCCGGCCCCGGCUCCGGCGGCCCCGAAGACCAUCACGGCGGUGCUGACCAAGGCCGGGCAGUUCACCAAGUUCCUCCAGCUGCUGCAGUCCACGCAGGAGGCGGACCAGAUCACCAACCAGCUCAAGGGCAAGAAGUCCAACGGCGGGCUCACCGUCUUCGCGCCGCCGGACAACGCCUUCUCCGCGCUCCCCGCCGGCACGCUCAACGCGCUCUCCGACCAGCAGAAGACGUCGCUGGUGCAGUUCCACGUCGUCGCGCAGCUGCUGCCCAUGGCGCAGCUCGACACCGUCAGCAACCCGCUGCGCACGCAGGCCGGCGACACCGGCCGGGGCAAGUACCCACUGAACAUCACGUCGGACGGGGCGCAGCAGGUCAACAUUUCCACCGGGGUGGUCAACGCCACGGUGGACAGCACGCUCUACUCCGGGGACAGGCUGGUCGUGUACCAGGUCAAUAAGGUGCUGCUGCCGUGGGCGCUCUACGGGCCGCCCGUGCCCGCGCCGGCGCCGUCCCCGGCGGACCGCAAGAAGAAGAAGGCCGGGGUGGCGGCGGAGGCGGACGCGCCAGUGGCUGAGACUGCGGCGGGGACGACGGCGUCGGAGGCCGGAGAGGGGAUGCGGGCCGGAGGGGCCCUCGUGGCGGCCGUCGUCGUGGCAGCUAUGUGCUGGGGCAUGUGACAACAAUAAGAAUGCUCGUGAGGAUCGACGGGGUGUGAUUUCUUCUAUUUGGGAUGUAUUCUAAUUCUUUUCUUGUUUUUCCAUUAAUUUCCUUUGUUGAUUCUUAUUUUGUAUGUGGGUGAAUUUUGUAGCGUUUUGUAACGUUUUCUGUUGUAAUUUCAAUUUGUACAUGAUACGAGUGCAUAUGUGUUGUUUCA
Molecule: messenger RNA, 1515 nt
Organism: Phragmites australis (common reed)
Lineage: Eukaryota; Viridiplantae; Streptophyta; Magnoliopsida; Poales; Poaceae
Product: fasciclin-like arabinogalactan protein 11
Exons: 1
Coding region: 536-1318 (260 amino acids)
Source: RefSeq, a predicted model, not a curated record